AUGAUUGAUGAUGAUGAUGAUGAUGAUGAUGAUGAUGAUGAUGAUGAUGAUGAUGAUGAUGAUGAUGAUGAUGAUGAUGAUGAUGAUGAUGAUGAUGAUGAUGAUGAUGAUGAUGAUGAUGAUGAUGAUGAUGAUGAUGAUGAUGAUGAUGAUGAUGAUGAUGAUGAUGAUGAUGAUGAUGAUGAUGAUGAUGAUGAUGAUGAUGAUGAUGAUGAUGAUGAUGAUGAUGAUGAUGAUGAUGAUGAUGAUGAUGAUGAUGAUGAUGAUGAUGAUGAUGAUGAUGAUGAUGAUGAUGAUGAUGAUGAUGAUGAUGAUGAUGAUGAUGAUGAUGAUGAUGAUGAUGAUGAUGAUGAUGAUGAUGAUGAUGAUGAUGAUGAUGAUGAUGAUGAUGAUGAUGAUGAUGAUGAUGAUGAUGAUGAUGAUGAUGAUGAUGAUGAUGAUGAUGAUGAUGAUGAUGAUGAUGAUGAUGAUGAUGAUGAUGAUGAUGAUGAUGAUGAUGAUGAUGAUGAUGAUGAUGAUGAUGAUGAUGAUGAUGAUGAUGAUGAUGAUGAUGAUGAUGAUGAUGAUGAUGAUGAUGAUGAUGAUGAUGAUGAUGAUGAUGAUGAUGAUGAUGAUGAUGAUGAUGAUGAUGAUGAUGAUGAUGAUGAUGAUGAUGAUGAUGAUGAUGAUGAUGAUGAUGAUGAUGAUGAUGAUGAUGAUGAUGAUGAUGAUGAUGAUGAUGAUGAUGAUGAUGAUGAUGAUGAUGAUGAUGAUGAUGAUGAUGAUGAUGAUGAUGAUGAUGAUGAUGAUGAUGAUGAUGAUGAUGAUGAUGAUGAUGAUGAUGAUGAUGAUGAUGAUGAUGAUGAUGAUGAUGAUGAUGAUGAUGAUGAUGAUGAUGAUGAUGAUGAUGAUGAUGAUGAUGAUGAUGAUGAUGAUGAUGAUGAUGAUGAUGAUGAUGAUGAUGAUGAUGAUGAUGAUGAUGAUGAUGAUGAUGAUGAUGAUGAUGAUGAUGAUGAUGAUGAUGAUGAUGAUGAUGAUGAUGAUGAUGAUGAUGAUGAUGAUGAUGAUGAUGAUGAUGAUGAUGAUGAUGAUGAUGAUGAUGAUGAUGAUGAUGAUGAUGAUGAUGAUGAUGAUGAUGAUGAUGAUGAUGAUGAUGAUGAUGAUGAUGAUGAUGAUGAUGAUGAUGAUGAUGAUGAUGAUGAUGAUGAUGAUGAUGAUGAUGAUGAUGAUGAUGAUGAUGAUGAUGAUGAUGAUGAUGAUGAUGAUGAUGAUGAUGAUGAUGAUGAUGAUGAUGAUGAUGAUGAUGAUGAUGAUGAUGAUGAUGAUGAUGAUGAUGAUGAUGAUGAUGAUGAUGAUGAUGAUGAUGAUGAUGAUGAUGAUGAUGAUGAUGAUGAUGAUGAUGAUGAUGAUGAUGAUGAUGAUGAUGAUGAUGAUGAUGAUGAUGAUGAUGAUGAUGAUGAUGAUGAUGAUGAUGAUGAUGAUGAUGAUGAUGAUGAUGAUGAUGAUGAUGAUGAUGAUGAUGAUGAUGAUGAUGAUGAUGAUGAUGAUGAUGAUGAUGAUGAUGAUGAUGAUGAUGAUGAUGAUGAUGAUGAUGAUGAUGAUGAUGAUGAUGAUGAUGAUGAUGAUGAUGAUGAUGAUGAUGAUGAUGAUGAUGAUGAUGAUGAUGAUGAUGAUGAUGAUGAUGAUGAUGAUGAUGAUGAUGAUGAUGAUGAUGAUGAUGAUGAUGAUGAUGAUGAUGAUGAUGAUGAUGAUGAUGAUGAUGAUGAUGAUGAUGAUGAUGAUGAUGAUGAUGAUGAUGAUGAUGAUGAUGAUGAUGAUGAUGAUGAUGAUGAUGAUGAUGAUGAUGAUGAUGAUGAUGAUGAUGAUGAUGAUGAUGAUGAUGAUGAUGAUGAUGAUGAUGAUGAUGAUGAUGAUGAUGAUGAUGAUGAUGAUGAUGAUGAUGAUGAUGAUGAUGAUGAUGAUGAUGAUGAUGAUGAUGAUGAUGAUGAUGAUGAUGAUGAUGAUGAUGAUGAUGAUGAUGAUGAUGAUGAUGAUGAUGAUGAUGAUGAUGAUGAUGAUGAUGAUGAUGAUGAUGAUGAUGAUGAUGAUGAUGAUGAUGAUGAUGAUGAUGAUGAUGAUGAUGAUGAUGAUGAUGAUGAUGAUGAUGAUGAUGAUGAUGAUGAUGAUGAUGAUGAUGAUGAUGAUGAUGAUGAUGAUGAUGAUGAUGAUGAUGAUGAUGAUGAUGAUGAUGAUGAUGAUGAUGAUGAUGAUGAUGAUGAUGAUGAUGAUGAUGAUGAUGAUGAUGAUGAUGAUGAUGAUGAUGAUGAUGAUGAUGAUGAUGAUGAUGAUGAUGAUGAUGAUGAUGAUGAUGAUGAUGAUGAUGAUGAUGAUGAUGAUGAUGAUGAUGAUGAUGAUGAUGAUGAUGAUGAUGAUGAUGAUGAUGAUGAUGAUGAUGAUGAUGAUGAUGAUGAUGAUGAUGAUGAUGAUGAUGAUGAUGAUGAUGAUGAUGAUGAUGAUGAUGAUGAUGAUGAUGAUGAUGAUGAUGAUGAUGAUGAUGAUGAUGAUGAUGAUGAUGAUGAUGAUGAUGAUGAUGAUGAUGAUGAUGAUGAUGAUGAUGAUGAUGAUGAUGAUGAUGAUGAUGAUGAUGAUGAUGAUGAUGAUGAUGAUGAUGAUGAUGAUGAUGAUGAUGAUGAUGAUGAUGAUGAUGAUGAUGAUGAUGAUGAUGAUGAUGAUGAUGAUGAUGAUGAUGAUGAUGAUGAUGAUGAUGAUGAUGAUGAUGAUGAUGAUGAUGAUGAUGAUGAUGAUGAUGAUGAUGAUGAUGAUGAUGAUGAUGAUGAUGAUGAUGAUGAUGAUGAUGAUGAUGAUGAUGAUGAUGAUGAUGAUGAUGAUGAUGAUGAUGAUGAUGAUGAUGAUGAUGAUGAUGAUGAUGAUGAUGAUGAUGAUGAUGAUGAUGAUGAUGAUGAUGAUGAUGAUGAUGAUGAUGAUGAUGAUGAUGAUGAUGAUGAUGAUGAUGAUGAUGAUGAUGAUGAUGAUGAUGAUGAUGAUGAUGAUGAUGAUGAUGAUGAUGAUGAUGAUGAUGAUGAUGAUGAUGAUGAUGAUGAUGAUGAUGAUGAUGAUGAUGAUGAUGAUGAUGAUGAUGAUGAUGAUGAUGAUGAUGAUGAUGAUGAUGAUGAUGAUGAUGAUGAUGAUGAUGAUGAUGAUGAUGAUGAUGAUGAUGAUGAUGAUGAUGAUGAUGAUGAUGAUGAUGAUGAUGAUGAUGAUGAUGAUGAUGAUGAUGAUGAUGAUGAUGAUGAUGAUGAUGAUGAUGAUGAUGAUGAUGAUGAUGAUGAUGAUGAUGAUGAUGAUGAUGAUGAUGAUGAUGAUGAUGAUGAUGAUGAUGAUGAUGAUGAUGAUGAUGAUGAUGAUGAUGAUGAUGAUGAUGAUGAUGAUGAUGAUGAUGAUGAUGAUGAUGAUGAUGAUGAUGAUGAUGAUGAUGAUGAUGAUGAUGAUGAUGAUGAUGAUGAUGAUGAUGAUGAUGAUGAUGAUGAUGAUGAUGAUGAUGAUGAUGAUGAUGAUGAUGAUGAUGAUGAUGAUGAUGAUGAUGAUGAUGAUGAUGAUGAUGAUGAUGAUGAUGAUGAUGAUGAUGAUGAUGAUGAUGAUGAUGAUGAUGAUGAUGAUGAUGAUGAUGAUGAUGAUGAUGAUGAUGAUGAUGAUGAUGAUGAUGAUGAUGAUGAUGAUGAUGAUGAUGAUGAUGAUGAUGAUGAUGAUGAUGAUGAUGAUGAUGAUGAUGAUGAUGAUGAUGAUGAUGAUGAUGAUGAUGAUGAUGAUGAUGAUGAUGAUGAUGAUGAUGAUGAUGAUGAUGAUGAUGAUGAUGAUGAUGAUGAUGAUGAUGAUGAUGAUGAUGAUGAUGAUGAUGAUGAUGAUGAUGAUGAUGAUGAUGAUGAUGAUGAUGAUGAUGAUGAUGAUGAUGAUGAUGAUGAUGAUGAUGAUGAUGAUGAUGAUGAUGAUGAUGAUGAUGAUGAUGAUGAUGAUGAUGAUGAUGAUGAUGAUGAUGAUGAUGAUGAUGAUGAUGAUGAUGAUGAUGAUGAUGAUGAUGAUGAUGAUGAUGAUGAUGAUGAUGAUGAUGAUGAUGAUGAUGAUGAUGAUGAUGAUGAUGAUGAUGAUGAUGAUGAUGAUGAUGAUGAUGAUGAUGAUGAUGAUGAUGAUGAUGAUGAUGAUGAUGAUGAUGAUGAUGAUGAUGAUGAUGAUGAUGAUGAUGAUGAUGAUGAUGAUGAUGAUGAUGAUGAUGAUGAUGAUGAUGAUGAUGAUGAUGAUGAUGAUGAUGAUGAUGAUGAUGAUGAUGAUGAUGAUGAUGAUGAUGAUGAUGAUGAUGAUGAUGAUGAUGAUGAUGAUGAUGAUGAUGAUGAUGAUGAUGAUGAUGAUGAUGAUGAUGAUGAUGAUGAUGAUGAUGAUGAUGAUGAUGAUGAUGAUGAUGAUGAUGAUGAUGAUGAUGAUGAUGAUGAUGAUGAUGAUGAUGAUGAUGAUGAUGAUGAUGAUGAUGAUGAUGAUGAUGAUGAUGAUGAUGAUGAUGAUGAUGAUGAUGAUGAUGAUGAUGAUGAUGAUGAUGAUGAUGAUGAUGAUGAUGAUGAUGAUGAUGAUGAUGAUGAUGAUGAUGAUGAUGAUGAUGAUGAUGAUGAUGAUGAUGAUGAUGAUGAUGAUGAUGAUGAUGAUGAUGAUGAUGAUGAUGAUGAUGAUGAUGAUGAUGAUGAUGAUGAUGAUGAUGAUGAUGAUGAUGAUGAUGAUGAUGAUGAUGAUGAUGAUGAUGAUGAUGAUGAUGAUGAUGAUGAUGAUGAUGAUGAUGAUGAUGAUGAUGAUGAUGAUGAUGAUGAUGAUGAUGAUGAUGAUGAUGAUGAUGAUGAUGAUGAUGAUGAUGAUGAUGAUGAUGAUGAUGAUGAUGAUGAUGAUGAUGAUGAUGAUGAUGAUGAUGAUGAUGAUGAUGAUGAUGAUGAUGAUGAUGAUGAUGAUGAUGAUGAUGAUGAUGAUGAUGAUGAUGAUGAUGAUGAUGAUGAUGAUGAUGAUGAUGAUGAUGAUGAUGAUGAUGAUGAUGAUGAUGAUGAUGAUGAUGAUGAUGAUGAUGAUGAUGAUGAUGAUGAUGAUGAUGAUGAUGAUGAUGAUGAUGAUGAUGAUGAUGAUGAUGAUGAUGAUGAUGAUGAUGAUGAUGAUGAUGAUGAUGAUGAUGAUGAUGAUGAUGAUGAUGAUGAUGAUGAUGAUGAUGAUGAUGAUGAUGAUGAUGAUGAUGAUGAUGAUGAUGAUGAUGAUGAUGAUGAUGAUGAUGAUGAUGAUGAUGAUGAUGAUGAUGAUGAUGAUGAUGAUGAUGAUGAUGAUGAUGAUGAUGAUGAUGAUGAUGAUGAUGAUGAUGAUGAUGAUGAUGAUGAUGAUGAUGAUGAUGAUGAUGAUGAUGAUGAUGAUGAUGAUGAUGAUGAUGAUGAUGAUGAUGAUGAUGAUGAUGAUGAUGAUGAUGAUGAUGAUGAUGAUGAUGAUGAUGAUGAUGAUGAUGAUGAUGAUGAUGAUGAUGAUGAUGAUGAUGAUGAUGAUGAUGAUGAUGAUGAUGAUGAUGAUGAUGAUGAUGAUGAUGAUGAUGAUGAUGAUGAUGAUGAUGAUGAUGAUGAUGAUGAUGAUGAUGAUGAUGAUGAUGAUGAUGAUGAUGAUGAUGAUGAUGAUGAUGAUGAUGAUGAUGAUGAUGAUGAUGAUGAUGAUGAUGAUGAUGAUGAUGAUGAUGAUGAUGAUGAUGAUGAUGAUGAUGAUGAUGAUGAUGAUGAUGAUGAUGAUGAUGAUGAUGAUGAUGAUGAUGAUGAUGAUGAUGAUGAUGAUGAUGAUGAUGAUGAUGAUGAUGAUGAUGAUGAUGAUGAUGAUGAUGAUGAUGAUGAUGAUGAUGAUGAUGAUGAUGAUGAUGAUGAUGAUGAUGAUGAUGAUGAUGAUGAUGAUGAUGAUGAUGAUGAUGAUGAUGAUGAUGAUGAUGAUGAUGAUGAUGAUGAUGAUGAUGAUGAUGAUGAUGAUGAUGAUGAUGAUGAUGAUGAUGAUGAUGAUGAUGAUGAUGAUGAUGAUGAUGAUGAUGAUGAUGAUGAUGAUGAUGAUGAUGAUGAUGAUGAUGAUGAUGAUGAUGAUGAUGAUGAUGAUGAUGAUGAUGAUGAUGAUGAUGAUGAUGAUGAUGAUGAUGAUGAUGAUGAUGAUGAUGAUGAUGAUGAUGAUGAUGAUGAUGAUGAUGAUGAUGAUGAUGAUGAUGAUGAUGAUGAUGAUGAUGAUGAUGAUGAUGAUGAUGAUGAUGAUGAUGAUGAUGAUGAUGAUGAUGAUGAUGAUGAUGAUGAUGAUGAUGAUGAUGAUGAUGAUGAUGAUGAUGAUGAUGAUGAUGAUGAUGAUGAUGAUGAUGAUGAUGAUGAUGAUGAUGAUGAUGAUGAUGAUGAUGAUGAUGAUGAUGAUGAUGAUGAUGAUGAUGAUGAUGAUGAUGAUGAUGAUGAUGAUGAUGAUGAUGAUGAUGAUGAUGAUGAUGAUGAUGAUGAUGAUGAUGAUGAUGAUGAUGAUGAUGAUGAUGAUGAUGAUGAUGAUGAUGAUGAUGAUGAUGAUGAUGAUGAUGAUGAUGAUGAUGAUGAUGAUGAUGAUGAUGAUGAUGAUGAUGAUGAUGAUGAUGAUGAUGAUGAUGAUGAUGAUGAUGAUGAUGAUGAUGAUGAUGAUGAUGAUGAUGAUGAUGAUGAUGAUGAUGAUGAUGAUGAUGAUGAUGAUGAUGAUGAUGAUGAUGAUGAUGAUGAUGAUGAUGAUGAUGAUGAUGAUGAUGAUGAUGAUGAUGAUGAUGAUGAUGAUGAUGAUGAUGAUGAUGAUGAUGAUGAUGAUGAUGAUGAUGAUGAUGAUGAUGAUGAUGAUGAUGAUGAUGAUGAUGAUGAUGAUGAUGAUGAUGAUGAUGAUGAUGAUGAUGAUGAUGAUGAUGAUGAUGAUGAUGAUGAUGAUGAUGAUGAUGAUGAUGAUGAUGAUGAUGAUGAUGAUGAUGAUGAUGAUGAUGAUGAUGAUGAUGAUGAUGAUGAUGAUGAUGAUGAUGAUGAUGAUGAUGAUGAUGAUGAUGAUGAUGAUGAUGAUGAUGAUGAUGAUGAUGAUGAUGAUGAUGAUGAUGAUGAUGAUGAUGAUGAUGAUGAUGAUGAUGAUGAUGAUGAUGAUGAUGAUGAUGAUGAUGAUGAUGAUGAUGAUGAUGAUGAUGAUGAUGAUGAUGAUGAUGAUGAUGAUGAUGAUGAUGAUGAUGAUGAUGAUGAUGAUGAUGAUGAUGAUGAUGAUGAUGAUGAUGAUGAUGAUGAUGAUGAUGAUGAUGAUGAUGAUGAUGAUGAUGAUGAUGAUGAUGAUGAUGAUGAUGAUGAUGAUGAUGAUGAUGAUGAUGAUGAUGAUGAUGAUGAUGAUGAUGAUGAUGAUGAUGAUGAUGAUGAUGAUGAUGAUGAUGAUGAUGAUGAUGAUGAUGAUGAUGAUGAUGAUGAUGAUGAUGAUGAUGAUGAUGAUGAUGAUGAUGAUGAUGAUGAUGAUGAUGAUGAUGAUGAUGAUGAUGAUGAUGAUGAUGAUGAUGAUGAUGAUGAUGAUGAUGAUGAUGAUGAUGAUGAUGAUGAUGAUGAUGAUGAUGAUGAUGAUGAUGAUGAUGAUGAUGAUGAUGAUGAUGAUGAUGAUGAUGAUGAUGAUGAUGAUGAUGAUGAUGAUGAUGAUGAUGAUGAUGAUGAUGAUGAUGAUGAUGAUGAUGAUGAUGAUGAUGAUGAUGAUGAUGAUGAUGAUGAUGAUGAUGAUGAUGAUGAUGAUGAUGAUGAUGAUGAUGAUGAUGAUGAUGAUGAUGAUGAUGAUGAUGAUGAUGAUGAUGAUGAUGAUGAUGAUGAUGAUGAUGAUGAUGAUGAUGAUGAUGAUGAUGAUGAUGAUGAUGAUGAUGAUGAUGAUGAUGAUGAUGAUGAUGAUGAUGAUGAUGAUGAUGAUGAUGAUGAUGAUGAUGAUGAUGAUGAUGAUGAUGAUGAUGAUGAUGAUGAUGAUGAUGAUGAUGAUGAUGAUGAUGAUGAUGAUGAUGAUGAUGAUGAUGAUGAUGAUGAUGAUGAUGAUGAUGAUGAUGAUGAUGAUGAUGAUGAUGAUGAUGAUGAUGAUGAUGAUGAUGAUGAUGAUGAUGAUGAUGAUGAUGAUGAUGAUGAUGAUGAUGAUGAUGAUGAUGAUGAUGAUGAUGAUGAUGAUGAUGAUGAUGAUGAUGAUGAUGAUGAUGAUGAUGAUGAUGAUGAUGAUGAUGAUGAUGAUGAUGAUGAUGAUGAUGAUGAUGAUGAUGAUGAUGAUGAUGAUGAUGAUGAUGAUGAUGAUGAUGAUGAUGAUGAUGAUGAUGAUGAUGAUGAUGAUGAUGAUGAUGAUGAUGAUGAUGAUGAUGAUGAUGAUGAUGAUGAUGAUGAUGAUGAUGAUGAUGAUGAUGAUGAUGAUGAUGAUGAUGAUGAUGAUGAUGAUGAUGAUGAUGAUGAUGAUGAUGAUGAUGAUGAUGAUGAUGAUGAUGAUGAUGAUGAUGAUGAUGAUGAUGAUGAUGAUGAUGAUGAUGAUGAUGAUGAUGAUGAUGAUGAUGAUGAUGAUGAUGAUGAUGAUGAUGAUGAUGAUGAUGAUGAUGAUGAUGAUGAUGAUGACGAUGAUGAUGAUGAUGAUGAUGAUGAUGAUGAUGAUGAUGAUGAUGAUGAUGAUGAUGAUGAUGAUGAUGAUGAUGAUGAUGAUGAUGAUGAUGAUGAUGAUGAUGAUGAUGAUGAUGAUGAUGAUGAUGAUGAUGAUGAUGAUGAUGAGAUGAUGAUGAUGAUGAUGAUGAUGAUGAUGAUGAUGAUGAUGAUGAUGAUGAUGAUGAUGAUGAUGAUGAUGAUGAUGAUGAUGAUGAUGAUGAUGAUGAUGAUGAUGAUGAUGAUGAUGAUGAUGAUGAUGAUGAUGAUGAUGAUGAUGAUGAUGAUGAUGAUGAUGAUGAUGAUGAUGAUGAUGAUGAUGAUGAUGAUGAUGAUGAUGAUGAUGAUGAUGAUGAUGAUGAUGAUGAUGAUGAUGAUGAUGAUGAUGAUGAUGAUGAUGAUGAUGAUGAUGAUGAUGAUGAUGAUGAUGAUGAUGAUGAUGAUGAUGAUGAUGAUGAUGAUGAUGAUGAUGAUGAUGAUGAUGAUGAUGAUGAUGAUGAUGAUGAUGAUGAUGAUGAUGAUGAUGAUGAUGAUGAUGAUGAUGAUGAUGAUGAUGAUGAUGAUGAUGAUGAUGAUGAUGAUGAUGAUGAUGAUGAUGAUGAUGAUGAUGAUGAUGAUGAUGAUGAUGAUGAUGAUGAUGAUGAUGAUGAUGAUGAUGAUGAUGAUGAUGAUGAUGAUGAUGAUGAUGAUGAUGAUGAUGAUGAUGAUGAUGAUGAUGAUGAUGAUGAUGAUGAUGAUGAUGAUGAUGAGAUGA
Molecule: messenger RNA, 9354 nt
Organism: Schistosoma bovis
Lineage: Eukaryota; Metazoa; Platyhelminthes; Trematoda; Strigeidida; Schistosomatidae
Source: the annotation of a GenBank genome assembly